Molecule: messenger RNA, 5257 nt
Organism: Pelmatolapia mariae (spotted tilapia)
Lineage: Eukaryota; Metazoa; Chordata; Actinopteri; Cichliformes; Cichlidae
Product: DENN domain-containing protein 5B-like
Exons: 21
Coding region: 181-3978 (1265 amino acids)
Molecular function (GO): small GTPase binding; guanyl-nucleotide exchange factor activity
Source: RefSeq, a predicted model, not a curated record
CCAUCCCCGGAUCACCCUGACUCCAUCAGAGUCACAGCGCGGUUCAGUGGGUGCGGAUCGGGACGCGCAGCGGGGAGCCUCGAGCAUUUCGGAUUAAAAACCAGCGCCAGCUAUGAACACCUACAGCAUUAAGCAGAAGUAAACGGAGCUGUGUCACACCGUCAACACAACGCGUCGAGGAUGAACACCGCCGCCGCUACAGGAUCGGCUUCUUGCCGUUUCGCCCACUAUUUUGUUGUGUGUGGAGUGGACACGGAGACGGGCCUAGAGCCGGACGAUGGAGCAGGUGAGGGCUUUGAGCACAGCCCUGUUCGACGGUCCUUCAAAUCGAAGGUUUUGGCUCAUUACCCUGAAAACACAGACAGGAACCCCUUCAAUAAAGAUGCUGUCAACAUGCUCUGCAUGCCCAGAGGGCUGUCCUUUCGCACUCAAGCCGACAGACUUGAUCCUCAGUUUCACUCGUUUACGAUUUCUUUCAACGAUGGCACGCGUUCCUACGGCUUUGUUCACACCUUCUACGAGGAGGUGACCAGUCCUCAGAUUAUCACUGCCAUGCAGACACUCUGUCAGAUGCACCAUGUGGAGCACCACUCCUCUUCAUUGGCCUCCUCUCCCUCGUCCUCAUCUUCCUCUGCCUCCUCACCCUCCACCUCCAGUAUGGACUCACUUGCGAGCAGCUUGGAUGAGUCAGACGCCGAGUCUCUGGCUGGGGUGUCUGGCUGCCUCGGCUGUGUAGGCUCCUUCGAUCCAACGCGAGACACCCUGUAUGUGUCCAAAGCCCUCUGCCUCGUCACGCCACUCCCUUUUCUUCAAGCUUCACGACAGUUUCUGGUUCAGCUCCACCAGGCUGUGACGUCACAGACAGCCCCACCACUCCCUCUAGAGAGCUACAUCCAUAACAUCUUGUAUGAGGUGCCAUUGCCUCCACCUGGAAGGUCGCUGAGGUUCCACGGGGUGCAAGGGCCCAUCCUUUGCCAGCGGCCCGGGCCAGGUGAGCUUCCUUUGGGGGAGUAUCCUCUUGGAGAUGCGUUCUCCCUCCUGGGUGUGGACAGCAUGGUGAAACUACUUACCUGUGCACUUCUGGAGACACAAGUCCUGCUUUACUCUUCAGACUACCAGCGUUUGAUGACCGUGGCAGAGGGCAUCAACACACUGCUGUUCCCAUUUCAGUGGCAACACAUCUACCUGCCCAUCAUUUCUGCACCACUACAUCACCUGCUCGAUGCUCCUGUGCCAUUCCUGAUGGGUAUCCAGCGCAGAGAUGGAGCUCAGCGAUCCUCCCUCAAUCUGCCACAUGAGGCUAACCUGUGCUUCGUGGACAUUGACAACCACUGCGUCGAAGCUCCUGAAGACCUUCCCCAGUUUCCGGAUCAGACUGAACUCAUUCAGGAACUGAGUGAGGUGUUGUUGCAAUUUGGGCUGCCUCCACAGGGCGGUGUGAUCGCUAAGCCCACGACCACCUCUUCCUCCCCUCGGCUAAGCAGCCUGGUGCUGGAGGAUCUGAUGGAGGACAGAAGGAACGGGAACCUCGGAGGCGAGGAGUUGGCGGUGCUGGAGAGGCUGCAGGCUCUGGCGAGGAGGUGUGGAGGAGGAAAGAUGUCAGAUGGAGGGAAGACACUGGGACACGUGUUUGAGGAGGAGGAGGAAGAACUGAAGGCUGCAAAGCUGAAUAUUCAGCUGAGGGAGGUGUUUGCAGGACGUUUUGCUGCAAUGUUUGGCAGAUAUGAUGACUUCGUCAUCCACAGCGCUCUGGAUUUGGACUCUUGGUUGACCAACCGAGAGGGGAUGUUCAACUUUGAUAAGGGUUCCUUUCUCUCCGUUCAGCCAGCGAGCCACUUGCACUUCUUGUCCCGGUUCUUGGAGACAUCCAUGUUUUCUUCUUUUGUGGAUGGGAAGGUUAUAUCUCGCUGGGCAGAUAGGGAGCCACUACAGCAGCUGUUCGACAGCCGUUUAGAGCGAGAACGACUGUAUGACACGGGGAGCGAGGAUUCCUGUAGUUGUCUUUACAGGAAAUGCACUACCCUCUUUGAAUCAGGUCAGGCCAUCGAGCACAGGCUGCUGAAGGCUGACCACACAGCCAUACACCCCCACCUGCUGGACAUGAGGAUUGGCCAGGGUCGUCAUCACCCGGGCUACUUCCCUAAGCUGCAGGCGGAUGUCCUUGCCCAGGCACAGAACACCAACAAGUGGUCCAGUCGUGUCACAGCCUCUCGUAGGUCUGAACCCAAGAGAUCCACAGUUUCUGAUCAGUCAGGAGUGGACAACGAGCAGAGACAGAAAUACACCUUUGCGAGGAAGAAUCUCCGCCAGUCUAAACUACUUGACCUGACGCCUCAAGCUAUCACUCAGACGCACCGGGAGUUUGUUGAUGGGCUGCUCAGCGAGUGUCGUCUGAAGACCAAACGGAUGCUGAAGGAAAGGAUGGGGAAGGAGAGUGUGGAACUAGGUCAGGGAGAGGCCAGCAUCACAGGCCUGCAGGAAAACACACUCAUCCACGGCCUGUGUGACCUGCUGGAGAGAACAUGGGGCCACGGUCUGCAGGUGAAACAGGGGAAGUCUGCUCUUUGGUCCCAUUUGCUUCACUACCAAGCUGCCCAGGGUAAGACGGAGGCACCAGCUGAGUCUCCAGGAUCUAACUGUUCAGACCAGAGAACAGUUGAUGAUGGCGCUUUGCCCCUGAGAGGAUCGUUGAUACAGGAUAUGAGGUUUAUCCAGACCAUGAGUGAGGGUCUGUCUGAUGUGGGUCAGGCCCGAGCCUGGAUCCACCUGGCUCUAGAGAAGAAAAUGCUAUCCCAACACCUCAAAGAGCUGCUCACAAAUCAGGAGCUGCUCCGGCAGCUGUACAAACCUCAUUCAUUCCUGCUCUGCGAGGAAGAAAGGGAGCAGUUUUUGUUCCACCUGCUCUCUCUCAACACCGUGGACUACCUCUGCUUUACACGCGUCUUCACCUCAGUCUGUAUUCCAUAUCGUGUUGUUAUAAUACCCAUGAAGAAGCUGAGCAUCGCCAUGGCAACAGUUGAUCCUUGGGUGUGUGUGUCAGGAGAGUUGGGCGAUUCUGGAGUUAGACAGAUCCCAAAGAAUACACAAGAAAUUUUUUUCCAGUGCAAGAACCUGGGCAGGCUGAGCACUCUGCAGCUGGGACAGGAGAACUCGGGCCUGCUGGCCAAGUGUCUCAUUGACUGUGUGAUGGUGUACAAUGAGAUUACAGGGCACACCUACAAGUUCCCUUGCGGCCGAUGGCUUGGUAAAGGCGUGGGGGACGGCAGCUUGGAAAGAGUCCUCAUUGGUCAGCUGGUGUCACCUGGUGCGGAGGAGGAUGCUGGAAGGUUGACAGGGACACCUCCUCCGGAGCUGGCCUCUCCUUCUCAGAGUGUGCGGACAGUCCUCGGAUCACUUGGCAGCCGUAGCAGGAUGCUGUUUGUUGAAGUACAAGAGGACAUGAGGGAGGCGGUAAAUAACCUUGUGAAGCAUUUCCACAAACCUGAACAAGAGAGGGGAAACCUGACAGUCUUGCUGUGUGGUGAAGGAGGUCUGGUGCUUUGCUUGGAGAAGUUCCUCCUCCAUGGUCUCAAAUCCAACCGACUUUUUCAGAGGAAUGUGUUCGUUUGGGACUUUGUGGAAAAGGCCGUGGCUUCCAUGGAGACUGCUGAUCAGAUGGGUGACCUGCACGGAUCAACACUGACAAAGGGCCCGCCCUGCGACCUGCUGUGCCACUACGUCAGUGCCAUCAACGCCUCUCCUAGAAAUAUCGGAAAAGAGGGCAAAUUCCAGCUGUUUGUCUGUCUGGGAAUUAGGGACCGGCUUCUCUCUCUGUGGCUCCCCCUGCUGGCAGACUGUCCCCUCACAGCUCGGACAUACGAGGACGGUGCUCUGCUGCGGGACCGUGCUGCUGUACACUCCCUCUCUCGCAUGCUGCACACACUAAAUGAGUUCGCCAUCACUCUGGAGACAGCACUGGUUAAAGGAGUUGACCUCUGACCUCUGAGUUUAGCAGCUACGCUGACGGAUUCAGAUAUUCAUCUUCCCAAGAGUGGGGAAGGGAGGUACAUUCGGACAUUUGGCGAAAUGUGACUCUGUCAUAUCAUCACGAUCAGCAAAAUGGACAGCGAGCUAGACGAAGCCGCUGGCAACUCAAGCACCAAACAUAUUGCCUUGUUCACUGAUGUAAAUGUCUUAUAUACUCUGAUUGCUUCAGGAAAUAGUCCUGUGCUUGUUUACACUGUGAAGUUCUGUUUCCUCGAGGAGAACUGGAGGGUCAUUAAUAAACUCACAUCUACAGUCAAUAUUUUCCCUGCUCACGUCAUUUAUACUGUACCUAACACUAGGAUAACCAUACCUGUCCUACUGCUGUGUUGUUUGCACUUGAAUUUUAAACUAAGCACAUGCAUGGCCAGAAUAUGUUUGUUUUUAUGUCUUUUGGUGUUGUAUUCUCAAACGUCAGUUCUCAGGCCUUAUUGUUAUUACUAUUAUUACCAUAAUUAUUUUUGAUUUCAUUUGAUAUUUUAGCAAAUAUAGUCAAAACAAAUUAUUCUACCCCUCUAUAAUGUUAAAUUUAUAUAUAUAGAUAUAUUAUGCUAUUAUUAUACUGCGUAAUGUCUGGCCUGUUUCUCAUUGUUUAUUUCAGUUUGGGGUCACAUGUGACGCAGAGUUGUGCUCACGAAAUCCUCAGUUGGUAAAACACUGGAACCAAACUGGUGUCCUAGUUGUGUCAGUUUAAAUAGUCCUUGUCAUUUUGUCAGAAAGCCCCCUCCCUCCCCUUCACCUCUCUCUGAUUGUAAAUAUUUUGCUUCAUCAGAUCUUUGAUAGGAUUGUUUCAUCCUUCCAUCCCAUGUUCCUAUUUGUUGUUGGUGUACUGAAUUUGUGACAUAUUUUUUCCUCUACAAAGGCAUCUUGUUUGUGUCUGCGUAACAACAAUGGAUCCCACUCCAGACACACUCUCUCAUGUGGACAGUAGUCAUGCUGUUUUGUUUUUAAGCUUUUCAAUUGUCUGCAAAAAAAAAGGGGGAGAGGGGGAAAAAAAUCAGACAAUGAAUAGAGUACAUGUUCUCAAAACCGCUAGGUAUUAUGUUGAUGUUGCAUCCAAUUAAACAGUUGAGGAAUUAUGAAAAAUGCUGUCUCCUGCACUAUCCCGCAAGCACUAUGUAACCCACGAUGACCAAGCCUCUGUUCUCCUUUAAAUACAGAUUAGAGAAAGCAAUAAAUAAUGAACUGUUAUUUAUGAAGUGUGUGGUCAAGAUUAAAGUUAAAAUUGAAAUAA